UCCGCCCCGGCACAAACUCGCUCCUCGCGUUCAUUUCAUUCCUCAUCUCAUUCCGGACAUUCUUCGCAUCACUGUCCGCGCGGCGCCGACUCCACGUACAUUUCACACGGCCGGCCCCAGAAAGGCGACAAAUAAACUUUGCAUAGUUUACCAAAAUUAAAAAGCUCUGUCUAUUCAGUAAAGGAAAACAAAAAGGGCGAAUAAAAAACAGUCACAAUAACAAAGGUAUUUGAGUGGUUUUAGCUGGGAGUCGCAGAUCGGAGUGGAUCCUUUUCGGAAGUCAGCAGAAACAUUGUUUUCCAAGAAGACUUGUUGCACCUUCGAGAUCCAGCGCUUCUCCAGCCUUACCCAUCGGUUUAAUUAAGUUUCUCCCCAGUCGGCUCCAGGCUGCGGCUUGGAGGACCAAACCGCCACCAUUGAUCCCAGCAGCUGGAGCGGCAGCGAGAGUCCUGCCGAGGACAUCGAGAGGAUGAGCGACUCUGCGGACAAACCUAUGGACAACGAUGCGGAGGGGGUCUGGAGCCCGGACAUUGAGCAGAGCUUCCAGGAGGCUCUGGCCAUCUACCCGCCUUGUGGACGCAGGAAGAUCAUCCUCUCCGACGAAGGCAAGAUGUAUGGGAGAAAUGAGUUGAUAGCCAGAUACAUCAAACUACGAACGGGAAAGACAAGGACGCGGAAGCAGGUGUCUAGUCACAUACAGGUCUUAGCAAGAAAGAAAGUUCGCGAAAUCCAAGCUGCCAUCAAGGUACGUCUGGCUUUGCCCAGUUGCAGGGGGGCUUUUCAUCGCCAUGGUUACAGGCUGUUCCUUUGUUUUCCUCCCUUCCCUACUCUGCAGGUGUCUAGUCACAUUCAGGUUCUUGCCAGAAGGAAAUCUCGUGAGUUUCAUUCCAAGCUAAAGGUCACGAGCAUGGACCAGACGGUAAAGGACAAGGCCCUGCAGAGCAUGGCCUCCAUGUCGUCGGCCCAGAUCGUCUCUGCCACCGCCAUCCACAACAAGCUGGGCCUGCCGGGCAUCCCGCGUCCCGCCUUCCCCGGGGCGCCUGGGUUUUGGCAGGGAAUGAUAUCGACAAGCCAGCCCGGAUCAUCACAAGACAUUAAACCAUUUGCCCAACAAGCUUAUCCCAUUCAGCCAGCCGUAACAACGCCCAUUUCAGGGUACGAGCCCCCCACUGCCCCGGCCCCCACCGUCCCAGCCUGGCAGGGCCGCUCCAUCGGCACCUCCAAGCUCCGGUUGGUAGAGUUCUCCGCCUUCCUGGAACAGCAACGGGACCCGGACUACAACAAGCAUCUCUUUGUGCACAUCGGACAGACGAAUCACUCCUACAACGAUGCCUUGCUGGAGUCGGUGGAUAUUCGUCAGAUUUAUGAUAAAUUCCCCGAAAAGAAGGGGGGCUUGAAGGAGCUCUUUGGCAAAGGCCCGCAGAAUUCCUUUUUCCUUGUAAAGUUUUGGGCCGACUUGAACUGUAAUAUACAGGAUGACACAGGGGCCUUCUAUGGGGUGACCAGCCAGUAUGAGAGCUCCGAGAACAUGACAAUCACCUGCUCCACAAAGGUGUGCUCCUUUGGAAAGCAAGUAGUGGAAAAGGUGGAGACUGAAUAUGCGCGGUUUGAGAAUGGACGCUUCGUGUACAGAAUAAGCCGGUCGCCCAUGUGUGAAUACAUGAUCAACUUCAUCCACAAGCUGAAACACCUGCCAGAAAAGUACAUGAUGAAUAGUGUUCUGGAGAACUUCACUAUACUGCUGGUGGUGACGAACAGAGACACGCAGGAGACACUGCUGUGCAUGGCGUGCGUGUUCGAGGUGUCGAACAGCGAACACGGGGCUCAGCAUCACAUCUACCGGCUGGUGAAGGAAUGAGAACCCGCACGGCCUUUUCGCAGAAACACCUUUCACUCACACAGACUGAGAACCUCAGCAACAGCGGCAGUGCCUCUAAAUUAAAAUCAGACCCAGAUUGCUUUUUCGGUCAUGUUUGGGUGAAGCCUAUUAUUAUUAUUACUAUUAUUAUUAUUACUAUUAUUAUUUGACUUAAUGUAUAUGUGUAUGACUGCAGCUGUGAAUUGCGGUACAGUUGUAUUAUGUUUUGAUACAGAAGUUCAAUUUAAUGGAUGACUAGUCAAUGUUUGUAGGAAGAUGUAUAUAUGCCAGUGGCAGCGCAUAACGGAAGACAGAGUUCUCUGUUGGAUUGAAUCUGGGCAACGGAAUAAUUUUCCUUUUGUUUUCAUAUUGUAAUGUCAAUUAAGGAAAAAAAAAUUAACAAAGAAUAGUAGCUUUGUUUUCAUGGGUUAUGUAAACUACAUUAUAUGUAUUUCGAGUGUGUAUUUGUGUGGUCGCUUGUGUGUUUGUAUAUAUGUAUAUACAUACACACACAUACAUUUUCCAAAGAGAAGUAUUUGAAAUAUAUAAUUUUUUUUCGAUAAGUACAUUUACAAAUGAAAGCUAUUUAGAAUGAAAGAUUGUGAAUACUUAUCACAACAAGGACACUACACAACAUUUGUAGCUUUCAGGGAGGUAAGAGACCCCAGAAAAGUAAAGUAAAAUGCUCCACAUCACUGAGUCAGGUGACAUACAUACAGAAGAGUGAAUGCACUGUGAUAAUAUCUAUGUAUUUACGGCAUAAACAUGUCUGUCUCGGCCCAAGCCUGGACAACGCUUGCAUUGCAAUAAGAAACUCAUUGAACUUACCCCUUUAAAUUAUCCUGUGCUGUGCAAAUGUUUAUUUCUCUCCCCCCCCCUCCCCCCACGUGAAUGGGAAACAAAAAGAAGGUCUUUAAGAACAUAUAACGCGAGAGACAAGAGCACUGCUUUGGAGUGGAACGUCACCCUGUCCUAAGCACUUGGGUUUUCUGGUAGGACAUGCCUUACUGAGGUUAGCUGUUGUUUUUGCCUUUUAGACUAUAGACAAAAGAAAUGUAUGUGACAGAAGACAGGGGCUGACAACUGUAGGAGUAGCAGGAAAAUGGGAAACCAUGUGAUUUUAGUGGCUGUCAUAUUGUGUGUAAUUCCAGAACAAGCUAUAUGUUUGGCCACUUUUUCCCCCCUUUUUUGUUAUAUAAGAAAUCUUAUCCAGUGUCAGUUGGUUGCUGCCUUUACAUAACUCAAACCCUAUAAAAUCUGUGGCCUAUGUUAUUAGUUUUCUACAACUCUGAGCCUUAAACGUGGUGGUGUGAAUUCCAAAAGAUGCCAUUAAAGCUGUGAGCUCUUUCCUAAGCUGGAAGACUUUCUUGUUAUCAUAGCAUGUGGGACUUUUUACAGUACAGAACUGCCAAAGUAUAACUGUAUACUGUGCCUUAGUGUAUGUUGUAACACGAAACGUCAUUUCUGUCGGAGCACAUCUUUUCAUUUCUGAAACGAGAUCAGUUUUUGUGAAUAAGAAACAUACUUUUCUUUGAAAUAUACAUGCCAACCGUAACCAUACUUUAUCGAAAGUAUCUAAGUUAAAAAAAAAUAUAUCUAAAUUUUUUCAACAUCUGAUCAUAAAAUGACUUUUGUGGGAUUUAUUUUUCCAGAGUAAAACAAUAUAUACAAUACUGAUUUUUGCCUUUUCCUGCUCUAAAAGACCAAAAAUGUAUAGAGAUUUCCUAGAUCUCAGAUAAUUUCCUGCACUGUAGCAUGAAGGUGCCUUUGGUUUGGAAUCUCCAGCUUAGAAAAGACAGAAGAAAAAAAAACUUAAGAAUCACUAAUUGUAGCAAAACCAAAAAAGAGGAAAAAAGUAUAUGGGAAAAAACGGAUCACCACAUUGCCUUUUUAGGUUUUGUAAUAAAUUAAGGAACAUGUGUUUCAAUGGAGAUAGAAAGAUUUAUUACAGCGACAAUUUGCUAUACGUUAAAAUGGAAAACGUAUAUUUCAGUGAUGAUGGCUCCUUUGAGCUGCAUUCAUAAGCAGGAAAACAAUUUAGCAGAAUUUUUUAACCUGUGCUGCUUACAUCAUUUUCUGAACGAUAAGUACAGUGAUUAUUGGUUUAAUUAGUAUUAACUGCCUUGGACCUCUUAAUUGUCCCUUAAAGAUAAAUGGAAAAAGUAGUGAACUCACAAGAAUCACCAGUUUUGGGUUAAAACUGCACUUGAUACAUAACUUGAUUGCAUAGAUACUGCUGUUAAGGGUUGUUACCCAACGUUGAACACUACAGAUAAAGUUUUUAUAUUCUUAUUUUUAAAAAUAGAAUAGCCAACCACAUUUGGCCUGGAUGAGUUCUGUGUUGCAGUGCUGAAAUGGAGAUCAUCAGGGCGUAGACGCCAAGGUGAAUGUUACUUGACUGUUAGAAUACACACUAACUUACAUGCAACUGACAGAAUGGACAUUGAUUCCCGAGCUGCUAGUUAAUCACUUCUGAAAUAAUGAAUCUUGUUUUUCUAGGUGCCAGAAUAAACCCCUGUCCUUAUUUUGUCCCUGUUCUUGUUCAGCUAUACCAGUCUUUGGCUGGCAUGUCAGUUCCUCAGUUUUAGAGAUUUAGAGUAAUAUCCUCAGUGGUCUCAUACAAUGGCAAUGGUUUUAGAGCAACCUAACUCAAUAGAGGAAAACGAAUCCAAACUAUGUUCGCACAGCGUGGCGCCAUGUGCCUGGAGUAGACUAUGGAGUUUUGUAUUAUUUACAAUCAAAUAGACUUUGUCUAACCUCCUUUUUGGUGUAUGACAGCUGUCUUGCCCUGUGUACUUUAUGAAUAACUUAAUGAGGUAAACUCAGUUCCUGUUUUAUUGUGCUACAUGUAUGCAACAGUUUUUUGUGAUGACUUCAUUAUUCUCUGGACUUAAGUCAGUGGUUAUACUGUUACUGCUGCACUGCUGGUACAUUUGGUAAGUCGGUUCCAUUUAGAAACCUCUUGAGAUGCCUCCUUUAAGUGGACAUAAAAUUUUAUUACCUUUUACAUAAUGAAUGUUUAGAUGGUGUUUUAUUAAUAUGGACACUACAUGAGGACGUCUACAGGAAUUUCGACGCAAACAUAUCAGCAGUUUAGCUCUUGUCAUGUUUGUAUUUGUCUGUUUGUAGGUACUGGUACCUUUUGUUUAUUACCAUUCUCAAUGUUGGCUUUAAAGUGAACUUCUUAAAGCUCAGAUAGCAUCAUGAAAACUAUUGGGUUUGUGUGCAGAUUUUAAAGGUGCUUUGUAUAAAGAAAAAUCAUGUAUCCUGGCUUCUCUGGGCACAAAAUUGUGUGAAACCUUUACUAUCCAUAACGAGGGUAAGCGGAGGGGCAAGAAAAGUGAAAAGAAAAUUGCUUAGUGUGUGUGUGUUCAUUACUGCAAAUGGUCUCGUCUUUGCUCCGUAACAUUUUGAUGCCUUCUUGAUACAGUGGUAGAUAUUUUGUAGCUUUCUAGAAAAUUUGUAUGCAGAUAAUAUCAAAUGAAAAUAAAUGAUAAAACAGUG
Molecule: messenger RNA, 5362 nt
Organism: Paramormyrops kingsleyae
Lineage: Eukaryota; Metazoa; Chordata; Actinopteri; Osteoglossiformes; Mormyridae
Gene: tead1b
Product: TEA domain family member 1b
Biological process (GO): hippo signaling; embryonic organ development; regulation of transcription by RNA polymerase II
Cellular component (GO): transcription regulator complex
Molecular function (GO): DNA-binding transcription factor activity, RNA polymerase II-specific; RNA polymerase II cis-regulatory region sequence-specific DNA binding
Source: RefSeq, a predicted model, not a curated record